GAGAUGCUAGCGGCUGACCAACAGAGGCUUUGCGACCCAGAAAUGGAAACGCUGCGGCAGCCUGAGCCAUCCCUGCGAAGCCCCUUAAAGAAUGUGCAGGAGGUUUUGGAUUUCAAUGAGUCUCUCACUGAAGCCACCACACAAGCUCUGGUCCGUGACCUUAUGUCCUACGGCUCAAGGACGUUAAAUUUGACCGUGAAGGGCAUGAUGGCCUACAUUAUGAGCAAUGAAGCUGCCUGUGAGUUCAGCAUGGAUGGCCGCAAAGCAAGCUCAAGUUCAGAGAACUUAAGUUCACCAAAAUUGUGUUCUCGGCUACUCGGCGGACACGCCACCACAAAGAGUGCACACUCGACGAAGUUGUUGGCCAAAUAAAGGAGUGGCUGCGCAGGGCCAUGGAAAGGUGUGCACCCAAGGAAAAGAG
Molecule: messenger RNA, 421 nt
Organism: Rhipicephalus sanguineus (brown dog tick)
Lineage: Eukaryota; Metazoa; Arthropoda; Arachnida; Ixodida; Ixodidae
Exons: 3
Coding region: 4-372 (122 amino acids)
Source: RefSeq, a predicted model, not a curated record